UAUUUUGAGGUCAAAGUUUCAGAUUCUGACAGAUAAGAUGAAAAAUAACAAGAAAACGUCCAAAAUGGUGGAUUUUUUUUCAAAUUAAAACAAUUGGAGUAAAAUGGAACAGAAAUACUAUCUGGUGAUCUUUGACCUUAUUGUUUGCUUGCUUUGUCAAGUCCGAUGUUUAGCACCGCCAGUGGGCUUGCGUGCAUACGCCAUAUCCCCAAAUGUAUUCCGUGUGAAAUGGAUAGACAAAUACAGAAAUUCGAAACGGAGCACACAAUUUACCCUUAGGUAUCGAAACAUUCCUGGAGAAGAUCAAUAUAAAUAUUUAAAUACGACGAAAGUUGAGGUCAAAAGGUUGAAUGUGAUAACAUCCAAUGGAUCAUACGAGUUUUCCGUGAAAGCUGUCCGAGGAAGAAAGGAAAGCAAGUGGUCAGAUCCUGUCAAGAAUACGUUUGAUUCUGAAGUAGCGGUUGGACCUCCAAGAGGAUUGAAAAUUAAAGACAGCACACCAACAUCAAUCAAAAUAAAAUGGAGACGUCCAAAAACGAAACGAAAUUUAAUUUCAGGCUAUCGAGUCACGUGGAAAAUGUUGGGUAAUAAAAUUUCUAAUGUGAAGCAGACGACACUAAGAUCUCUUUUAAUCAGUAAACUGAAACCAUCGUCGACUUAUAUAAUCAAAGUACAAGCUAUGGACAAAUCAGAAGAAUUAUCAGAACCUACGAAGAUUUCUUUUAGGACAAAACGAAAAGUAGUUAUACGUGCACCAACUAAUUUUACAGUUGAAGUUUACGGUUCCACGAAACUUGUUGUGAAAUGGGGCUUACCAAGAGGAGAUGAUUUCAAAAAGAUAACAGGGUACCAGAUCCAGUAUAGACAGAAAGGGGUACAGAAAGGAACACUCUGUACAGUGGUCACUACCAAAAAGAAACAAAAAUAUAUUAUAACAGAUCUGUAUAAAGGUCAACAAUACAAAGUAAGGAUAGCUGCCAAAUCUGGACAUCUGACCGGAAAAUCUACCAACUGGCUAGUAGCCACACUGUCUGGAGGAAACAAGACAAAGAUUCAGAAAGAUGAUAAUGAAGAUUUCAUCCAAUCUACCACAGAAUCAGUACAGGAUCAAUUGCAAGAUAAAGAAGAUACUCUUGACAUAAUCAGUGUGGAAGUGAAUAAAACAGAUAAUACAUACUAUGAUCACAAUGUUACAAUGACUUGUAUAGUCAAAUACCAUGGUAAAGGUGAAAGGUCAAUACUAUGGACAAAAGGUGAUGACCUCAAGGUCGAAAGGAUAGGAGCAUGGUUUAUAGAUAUAUCUGGACGACACUCAUUUGAAGAAUCUGAGAUUGAAGAAGAUGAUAUAACAACAUUGGUAAAAAAACUGCGUCUUUGGAAGUUGAAGACAUCAGAUAGCGGGCUGUAUAAGUGUCAUGUACUGAAUACAGAUUCAUCAGCUUCAUUAAAUUUUACAGUUACAGAUACCUCACUAGGACCACCUGAAAACAUUCAGGCAGAAGUGCUAUCCCAUAAUUCCAUUGGUGUAUACUGGUCCCCUCCAACCAAUAGUGCUAAUCUUCCUAUGACAUAUGAAGUUCACUGCUGGAGAGAAAGGCACAUGUUUGAAUAUGAUUACAAACAUUUUGUGGUUAAAGAUAUUGUGCAACCUGAAUAUGUUAUUGAUUCAUUGAAGUAUAAUACAAAAUAUCACAUUGGAGUUAUAGCUGUAAACCAGUUUGGUAGAUCUAAUUUUACCAAUGUGGAGAAUGUGACAGUCACUACAUUAGAUUUGCCACCACUGAAAAUAAAGAAUAUUCGAAUUAUAAAUCCAGGGGUAACCUUGAAUUCUGAGGACAGAAUUAGUUCAGUCUCACCUUCUCCAGCAGAAGCAAUGUCAACAACCACCUCUGUAACAGAUACUGGAGAGGAACAUUCUGGUACAGCAGUUGAGAUAUCCUGGUCCAAUACUAGUGAAGCUCAGAACUGGCCACUCAAGUGGACACAACAUAUCAUUCAUUAUAAAACAGAUGAUAAUAAUACAAUACAUCAAAAAAGUGUGUGGAAAAACAGCACCAUCAUAUAUAAAUUAGAAAAUGAUAAGAUGUAUUACUUCAGGAUUGAGACCGUGUUUCCAGGAAAAAGUAUCUUUUCAGCAUGGGAAAAGUUUUCAACAUAUCUUACAGAGAAAACUUCACCUCCACCUCCUAAAGACAUGUAUCUAACAGUACUGGCUAACAAUUCAAUGGUCAUAAAGUGGUUACCCCCUCCUCAGGAGUACCGUGUAAGAGUCAGACAAUACCAGAUUGUAGUAGCAGAGGAAGAUGGAAGAAAACAGUUCUUUAGGGUGGAUGAACAGAUCAGAAAGUUUCUUGUUCAUAAUUUAGAUAGAAGCAAAGAUUACACGGUAGAAAUAGCUGCAAUUAACAACAUAGGUGAAAGUGACAAGAUUGUCAGAUUCUUGGAAGCAUUCAGAAAUAUUUCUAACGGCAUCUACAUCUCUGCCAAACCAUUAUCAUCAACAAGUGUGCAGGUGUCCUGGACCACUUCAUAUAAUUCAGACUUGACGAGAUAUCUGCUACGAUACAAUACUAUUAAAUCUGCAGCCAGUCAGCCAGUAGAUUCCUUCGUCAAACCAUCAGUAAUGAGCCAUGUGAUGAACAAUUUGCAACAACAUACGGAAUAUAUUAUAUCGUUGAUACCAUAUUUUAAUGACAUGCCAGGAAACUUAACUAUGACAACCGUAUGGACAUAUUCAGAUGUCCCAUCGGCACCGCCAAAAGAUGUAACUGUGCUAAGUGUUAAUAAUUCUCAGAACUUUAUGGUCUCUUGGAAUCCACCACCAGAACAUACAAGGAAUGGUGACUUGGUUUAUUACCGUUUAGAAUAUAGAACUAAGUAUGACGAGACAAGUAAAACUAUGCUGGUUCCUGCUGAUAAAAAUGAAAUGUUGCUAUCAGGUUUAGAAGAAGGUAUAGUUUAUGAGAUGAGAGUGGCAGCAGUCACUGUCAAUGGGACUGGACCGUAUUCAUCAUGGGUUCAAAUGGUUGUUACAAAGAGUGGCACAGUGAUUGAGCAACCACCAGAACCUCCAUCUAAUCUGACAGCAGAUCCUGUACCACUUGGUAUAACUUUAAUGUGGGCGUCGCCUCUAAACACCAGUAUACCGGUCAAAGGUUAUAUAGUAGGUCAUGGCAGAUUUAUCCCUGAGGUUUACAGAAAGAUACUUGGACCAUCUGUUUUUGAGUAUACCAUUACAGGGUUGAGACCAAACGCACAGUAUAUUCUGACUGUCCGAUCAUUUAACAGUUUUGGAGAAAGUAAGCCAGCUUUUUUGAAAGCUAAAUCAGGAAAAAGACAACAGAACAAUUAUGAAAUAACUACAAUAGUUGCAACUACCCCAGAAACAACUCCAGUUCCAGGAGCACCAUAUGACGUCAGGAUUAAGGAAAGAGGAGAAGAGGUUCCAACAGUACUGGUUACAUGGAAAAGACCAAACAUCAAAGAGCAUAUAAAAGGAUACAUUUUACUGUACACAAACGACAGCUCUCUCCCUAUUCACCAGUGGACUGGAGUAUAUGAGAGAUCAUUACAAUACAUUAUAAAGAACUUAGCUUUCAAUACAACAUACUUCAUACGGAUACAGUGCCAGCUUGAUGAUAGAUCUGGCAUUAUGUCAAAAAUUAUAUUCUUCACUACAAGAUCAGUUGACAAAUCCAAAGAUACAUUACCUAACCCUAAAAUUAUGAGUGCAUUUUCUGGGUCCGAUUACAUACAGAUAACAUGGCAGCCACCAGACUAUGCUUACAUCAUACGUGGUUAUAUUCUGGGGUAUGGUAUACAGCAGCCAGGAGAAUAUCAGGAAAUGUUACCGUUCAGUGAAACUACAUUUAAGAUUAAAAAACUUGCUCCGGAAACAGUGUAUCAUAUAUCAUUAAGAAGUUUUGGUGAAUUCGGUGAGAGUGAGAGAGCUGUUCUCUCUGUUACUACAACAGCGUGAUCAUUUAUGAUGUGUUUAAUUUGUAAAAAAGGAAUGAUGCAAACCUCCCAGCAAUCAGACAGAUGGAGGAAAUCAUAAUAAGGAUACAGACAUUAAUUGACUUGUUUGUUCAUUUUUUCGGCCAGAGGAAUGAUUUGAGACAAUAGCCAUGUAUAGAAUACAAUGACAAAAAUAAAUGUUACUUUUUGA
Mytilus californianus (California mussel) is the source of this 4168-nucleotide messenger RNA. Its product is annotated as fibronectin-like. NCBI's taxonomy places the organism in Eukaryota, Metazoa, Mollusca, Bivalvia, Mytilida, Mytilidae. Gene Ontology annotation, molecular function: protein binding. The record is from RefSeq and is a predicted model, not a curated record. The transcript has 26 exons. The coding region runs from base 104 to 3979 and encodes 1291 amino acids.